Messenger RNA from Zingiber officinale, 1367 nucleotides. RefSeq lists its product as uncharacterized. The transcript has a single exon. NCBI's taxonomy places the organism in Eukaryota, Viridiplantae, Streptophyta, Magnoliopsida, Zingiberales, Zingiberaceae. Bases 121 to 1209 code for a protein of 362 amino acids. The record is from RefSeq and is a predicted model, not a curated record.
GCUUCCUCUCUUCCAAAUAUUCUCGCUCGUAUUCGAUCGAUCGAUCGAUCAUAAUCAGGCUUCUGGUCUGCUUCGACUCUGAUUUUGGGGUGCAAACUGUUCGAUUUGGAGUCGCAGAGCAUGCCGGAUCACAUCCUGAGGUGUUUCCGGGGUCGGGCAGCUUCGGAGCCGCCGCCGACGGCGGCAGCGACGCCGACGUUGACGACGUCCGUGUACGAGACUCGUUUCGGGGUCGCCUGUCUCACCUGGACCCGAACCUCCCUCGGCGUCUCCCUCCGCUCCGAGCUCCGCUUCUACGCCGACGAGGAAGAGGAGGAGGAGAUGGUGGUUUCGUUUCACAUCCGGCCGUGGUUGCUGUGGAAGCGGCGAGGGAAGCGGGGGUUCCACCUCACGGACCAUCGCCGCAUCGACUUCGCUUGGGACUUCAAGCGCGCGAGCUUCCCGCCGGGGGGAGGCCCGGAGCCGGUCUCCGGGUACUUUGUCGCCGCAUUCCUCGACGGCGCGAUGUUCCUAGUCGCUGGGGAUCUCGCCGACGCGGCCCACAGGAAGUUCAAAGCCCAUCCGGCGCAAAACCCCCUGACUCCGCCACCGAUCUCGAGGAGGGAGCAGGUGGUGUUGGUGGACCACGGCGGGCGGAGUUCCUACCGCACUAGAGCCAGGUUCGGUGGCCAGGACCAUGAGAUCUCGAUCGAUCUGGACGCAAAGGAGAAGGGACGAGAGGCCGCGAUGUCGGUGGACAUCGACGGGGAGCGGAUCCUGUUGGUGCGCCGCCUCCGUUGGAAGUUCCGGGGCAGCGAGAAGGUCGAACAUGGCGGCAGCAAGAUUCAGGUCUCUUGGGACCUCCACAACUGGUUCUUUCAGGCCAAAGACAAAGAGGCCGCCGCUGGCGGCGCAGCGGAGAUGGGGCAUGCCGUGUUUCUGUUCCGCUUCGAGGAAGAGGAUGAGGAAGAGCAAAUCGGAAACCCAAUGUUGGCGACCGAGGGGUAUAAUGGGAAGAACUGGAACACCGAAUGGAGCAAAAGCAGCGGCGACGGCGACGGUUGGGAGAGGCGUAGAGGGAGGAGGAAGCUGAGGAAGACAGGCUCCUCUUCGUCGUCGGCUUCAACGGCGAGCACUCUGACGGUGAUGGAGUGGGCGAGCCCGGAGGAGGAGGAGCUGCGGUUUGCGGAGGGCUUCUCGCUGUCGGUCUACGCCUGGAAAAGUUGGUGACAACGUGGCGAUUAAUUUGGUUCUUGAUGAAAAUUAGUGAUUUGAAUUUAUAUUAAAAUUAUUGAUUGAAAUCGCAAAGUGAAUCAAUUCAUUCUUUUUGUAAAUACAAAUUUGUGUAUUAGUUUGCAUUUGUUGAACAAGUUAGGGUGAUAUGUAAA